AUGCACCUGUUGACCGAGGAAAACUCUGCGUGUUUAAGAAUGAACAAAGUUGCUGUGAUGAAAUCUAAUACCCUGCUUCAUUUGGAGGACAAGAAGAGAGCAGAGGAGAGGAGCAGACUGAACUGUGUAGGCUUAACUCAGACCGGUUUAACAGAUGGACAGAACUCAGACCUGCUGCAACGCCAAGACGCCACUGAAAACAGCUCUUCUAUCAAGUACAGGAGAUAUGGGUCUCGCUUGGGUGGGGUUAAAGUUCGCCACAAGAGGCAGGUGCUGCAGGAUAUGGCCCGACCCCUGAAACAUUGGCUGUACAAACACAGAGACAACCCUUAUCCCACCAAGACCGAGAAGGUCCUGCUGGCUCUGGGCUCUCACAUGACGCUAGUACAGGUUUCCAACUGGUUUGCAAAUGCCCGGCGGAGGCUGAAAAACACAGUGAGACAGCCUGACCUGAGCUGGGCCCUGAGGAUCAAACUUUAUAAUAAAUACAUCCAGGGAAAUGCUGAAAGGCUGAGUGUGUGCAGUGAUGACACCGACUCAGAUGAUGAGGAGUGUCACUUACAAACUCCUAUCAGCCAGUCAAACUUUGGCAGGCCAUCUUCCCACAAGAGCGUGCUUGAGAAACAGGGCAGCGUCCUCGCCAUGGCUGACUCCGCCAACAGCGACGACAGCACGUCGCCGCCGUCCAAAUACAAGAGCAGUUUACUGAAUCGGUAUCUGAACGACACCCUGAGACACAUGAUGGCAGCGAAGGCAGAUGGUGUCACUUCGUCCCGCAAGAGGAGGAGUCACUCUGAGUCCUUCAGCUCCAACGAAUGUGACCGAGAUGUCGUCUCUCCGGCCUCGUCCUAUGACACGGAGACCAACUUUGUCUACCACAUGGACACAAUGGACUAUACUUCAACUAAAUGUGACAGGGACCAGCAGCAGGACCGAGGCCAGCAGAGGCAAGACGACCAAGGCUGGAGGGAGAUCCAUGCUGCCGUGGCUCUGACCAACCUGGCCCAGGGGCAGACUCACACAGUGAACCGGAGCAGUGUUACGGUGCCGACCGUGGCCACGGGGCAGAGCUGCACCCGACAGCCCUUCUCCAUAACGAGAACAACUAUCAUAGACAAGAUCUGCGUUACAGGACCCUCCUCUGCUCUGCGGCAGAGCUGCACCACAGGGCCCACUCUCACCAGCCGCAUCAUCCAGAAGUCUUCACAUAUCUCGGAAGUCCAAACUGUCAAAGUGGCUCUGGCAAACAGUGUGUGA
Toxotes jaculatrix (banded archerfish) is the source of this 1257-nucleotide messenger RNA. RefSeq names its product homeobox protein Mohawk-like. Gene Ontology annotation, molecular function: RNA polymerase II cis-regulatory region sequence-specific DNA binding; DNA-binding transcription factor activity, RNA polymerase II-specific. The transcript is spliced from 6 exons. Gene Ontology annotation, biological process: muscle organ development; cell development; regulation of transcription by RNA polymerase II. Gene Ontology annotation, cellular component: nucleus. The record is from RefSeq and is a predicted model, not a curated record. Lineage: Eukaryota; Metazoa; Chordata; Actinopteri; Toxotidae. Bases 1 to 1257 code for a protein of 418 amino acids.